This is a messenger RNA of Solanum stenotomum, 1386 nucleotides long. Its product is annotated as polyadenylate-binding protein 2-like. The annotation marks the transcript as partial. Gene Ontology annotation, molecular function: RNA binding. Lineage: Eukaryota; Viridiplantae; Streptophyta; Magnoliopsida; Solanales; Solanaceae. The transcript has 2 exons. The record is from RefSeq and is a predicted model, not a curated record.
AUUCCACUUUUUGUUCUAUGCAUCAUAAGUUGCCGUUGUUUGAAUCAGAAGAGUAAAUGUGAUCUUAUAUUUUCUGCUUCCAUUCACAGCUCAAUAAUUCGGAACAAAAUAAUUUCUCAAGCAGUGUUGUGGUUUACUGGUGAGGCUAAACAUGAUGAAGACGGCAAUGAUUAUGAUGAUGAAGAUGACGACGAUGAUUAUGCUUAUGAUAAUGAUUAUGAGGACGACAACAAUGAUGACGACAAUGGUUAUGAUUAUGAUUAUGAUGAUGUCUACGACAACGACGAUGAAUAUGCCGAGUAUUAUGAUGGGGAAGAAGAGGAAGAAGAAGAGAAGCCGGAAAAGAAGAUUCAGGUGCAGCAUCGGAGUCCAGUGACGAGAGGAAUUGGUGUGGCAGCAGCCGCAGCUACUGGUGGCACUGCCACCACAGCUGUUCCAGGUGGUGUUGCAAACCAGUUCAAGCCUACGUCUCUGUACAUAGGAGACUUGGACAUCAACGUGACAGAUACACAACUGUACCAGCUGUUUAACCAAGCGGGUCAGGUUAUAUCGGUUAGGAUUUGUAGGGACUUUAGCACUCGGAGAUCCCUUGGCUAUGGCUUCGUCAACUACAGCAACCCUCAGGAUGCUGCAAGGGCAAUGGAGAUGUUAGAUUUCACUCCUGUUAAUGGAAAGUCCAUUAGGGUGAAGCGCUCUCAUAGGGAUCCUAAUUCUCCUAAGAAUAGAACAGCUAAUCUAUUUAUCAGGAAUUUGGACAAGUCAAUCGACAUCGAAGCUUUACAUGACACCUUUUCAAGCUUUGGUCACAUUCCUUCUUGCAAGAUAGUUACUGAUUCUAAUGGCCGGUCGAAGGGUUAUGGUUUUGUACAAUUUGACAAUGAUGAAUCCGCUCAAAGUGCCAUAGAUAAGUUAAAUGGUAUGCUCAUCAAUGGUAAGCAAGUGUAUGUUGCACAUGCUCUUUGCAAAGAGAAGAGUGGCAGAGGCACAAGCUGGGGAAGGUCAAUGGAGUGGUGAACGUCCUCCAGUGCGCAGGCAAUAGUAAUUUGUGGUGGUUGCCCACUAGGCUAAAAGCUAUGGGGAAGGACCAAUCUUGAAACCCUUGGUUGAUAAAUUUGCCUUCGCCUCAUUUUGGUAUGUUCAUCUUUCCUUUUUGUCUAUUCGUUUUUCCCAUCUUUCUCUUUAGUCUUUACUUGUUGGCAGUGAUUUUGUGAUCUCUCAGGGUUAUUUUUUGUUGCCUGUUGUCAGCCUUUUGUUAUCAUGAUAUAUUUGGCUUUCUUCCCCACCUUUUUCUAUCACCCUCCUCUUUACCGCCCUAGGUAGUUUGUUACAGCUAUGAUUGUCUAUUGUGAAGGUUAAUAGAUGAUCCAAUUUUGUAUCUACUAUAUA